This is a messenger RNA of Diospyros lotus (date-plum), 2285 nucleotides long. Its product is annotated as cysteine-rich receptor-like protein kinase 10. The coding region runs from base 86 to 2125 and encodes 679 amino acids. Gene Ontology annotation, biological process: protein phosphorylation. The transcript is spliced from 7 exons. Lineage: Eukaryota; Viridiplantae; Streptophyta; Magnoliopsida; Ericales; Ebenaceae. Gene Ontology annotation, molecular function: protein kinase activity; ATP binding. The record is from RefSeq and is a predicted model, not a curated record.
CAAGCCCAAACUCUUGUGUUUGCAUGAUUUUCAGUUGAAUCAAUUCAUCGUCGUUCUUCCCGAUACAUACGACAGAAAAUAAAAAAUGCGCUCAUGGGCAGACCCUAUCCUCGUUCUUCAUCACAUUCUCUUAACCCUUGUUUCUCUCGCCGUUUCCCAGCCUGACUUUCUGUACCAUUUCUGUGUCCAAACAGGCGGCAACUCCACUACCACGUACCGAAAUAAUCUCGAAACCCUCUUGCCUUCUCUCUCCUCCAACAUCGACAACUAUGGCUUCUACAGCUCUACCACUGGUAACAACUCCGAUAAAGCUUACGCUAUUGUUCUCUGUCGAGGAGACGUUCAGCUUGAUCUAUGCCGGAGUUGCAUCAAUAACUCUACCAGGAAGCUGCCACAGCUUUGUUCGAACUACAUGGAAGCAAUCGGUUGGUACGAUUACUGCAUGCUCCGAUACUCAAACAAGUCCAUGAAAGGCAUUUUGAGCGACACUCAGAUAUUCUAUAUGUGGAAUAAGGAGAAUAUAUCCAGCGGAGCGGAUGAGUUCAAUCGGACGCUGGCAAACUUGUUCGACAGUCUUCGGGAAGAGGCCGCGUCCGGUGGCAACCGCCGCAAAUUUGCCACCAAAAUCGCCACUGUUCCAGACUUUAGCCGAAAUAUAUAUGGGCUUAUGCAGUGCACUCCGGAUCUGUCCCGCCAGGAUUGCAAUAAUUGCUUGGUUAUGGCGACGGCCAUGAGACAAGAUUGUUGUAUCGGGAAGCCGGGAGGGAGAGUUAUCGGACCCAGCUGUAAUUUUCGGUUUGAGACAUAUCUGUUCUUUAAUGACACACCGGUUGUUACACCGCCACCGGUCGAUGCGCCGUCAGUUGAUGUGUCGCCGUCUCCACCAGGAAAAGAUGAUAAAACAAUAAUUAUAAUUAUUGUUAUUGUUGUUGUUGCUGCUUCAACUAUUGCUUUAUUAGUAAUGCUCAUCUUUGGGAUACUCAUUCUAAGGAAGAGGAAGCAGAGGAAGCUAAUGGAGAGACUUGGAACUCUGGAUGAAGCUAUAUCUACGGACGAAAUCAGUGUCCCUGAAUCCUUGCAAUACGACUUUGAUACUCUUUACAUUGCAACAGAUAACUUCUCUGAUAGUAAUAAACUUGGUCGAGGCGGUUUUGGAGUGGUUUACAAGGGUAAACUUCCUAAUGGACAAGAAAUAGCGGUGAAGAGACUCUCUUUGAAUUCUGGACAAGGAGAAGUAGAAUUUAAGAACGAAGUUAUGUUAGUGGCCAAGCUUCAACAUCGGAAUUUAGUUAGACUUCUUGGAUUUUGCUUACAAGAUAGAGAAAGGCUCCUUGUCUACGAGUUCGUGAUUAACUCAAGCUUGGAUCACUUCUUAUUUGAUCCUGUCAACCGUGCCAAUUUGGAUUGGGAAAGACGUUACAAAAUCAUAGGAGGCAUUGCUCGAGGACUUUUAUAUCUCCAUGAAGAUUCAAGACUUAGAAUUAUUCAUCGUGAUCUCAAAGCUGGUAAUAUUUUGUUAGAUGCUGAGUUGAACCCUAAAAUAUCAGAUUUUGGUAUGGCAAGAUUAUUUAUGAUGGAUGAAACUCAAGGAUAUACAAGCAAAAUUGCAGGGACCUACGGAUACAUGUCUCCAGAGUAUGCAAUGCAUGGACAAUUUUCAAUAAAAUCAGAUGUGUAUAGCUUCGGCGUUUUAGUUUUGGAGAUUAUUAGUGGUCAAAAAAAUAUUCGUUUUCAAAAUGGCGAGAAUGAAGAAGACCUAUUAAGCUAUGCUUGGAAGAGUUGGCGGAACAGAACAAUUUCAGAUCUGAUAGAUCCCGUAUUAAGGUACGGUUCAAGUCCAAUGAGUGAAAUAAAGAGAUGUAUCCAUAUCGGAUUGUUGUGCAUUCAAGACAAUGUAGCUGACAGGCCAACAAUGGCUUCUAUAGUUUUCAUGCUCAACAGCUUCUCUCACACUCUUCCAAUUCCUUCAGAACCUGAAUUUUUUCGACAACAUAAUAGCUACAACCAAGACAUGCCAUUGCUUCGAGGGUAUAAUUCUGAAGCAAUUGAGUCCAACAAUUCGAAAAGUAUUUCUAUUCACGCAUCGAUCAACGAAACUUCAAUUACUGAGUUAUAUCCUCGAUAAUAGCUACAAAUUAUGAUAUGUAUGAUUUUAUAUGUUUUGGUCAAUUCUUUGUUGGACUUAUCUUUCAUUUAUUAUACAAUCUAGCAAAACAAUUGUUGUUUAGUUGAUGUGCAUUAUAAUGAAUCUGUGAGUGCAAUGUCCAAAUGAAAUAAGUGUCCUG